Mytilus californianus (California mussel) is the source of this 1303-nucleotide messenger RNA. RefSeq names its product calcitonin receptor-like. Gene Ontology annotation, cellular component: plasma membrane. NCBI's taxonomy places the organism in Eukaryota, Metazoa, Mollusca, Bivalvia, Mytilida, Mytilidae. The coding region runs from base 1 to 1008 and encodes 335 amino acids. The transcript has 10 exons. Gene Ontology annotation, molecular function: G protein-coupled peptide receptor activity. The record is from RefSeq and is a predicted model, not a curated record. Gene Ontology annotation, biological process: cell surface receptor signaling pathway; adenylate cyclase-modulating G protein-coupled receptor signaling pathway.
AUGAGUACUGAACUGAAGACGUCAGUCUAUAUAGGCAUUGCAUGCAGUGCAUCAAGCAUAUCAUUAUUGUUGCCAGCUUUGAUAAUUUUUCUGAAAUACAAUUCUUUAAGAAAGCAAUGUAGAAUACGACUUCAUAUUCACUUUUUCCUGGCAUUACUAUUGAAAGAAAUUGCAUCAGUACUGUGGGAUGUGCUCGUUACAUACGAUAAACUCUCAAAUGAUACGGUCUAUACAACGACGUUAGCUCAAAAUACGCAUUGGUGUAAAGUUUUGUCAUUUUGUAAAAUAUUUAUGAAAUGUAGUACAUAUUCUUGGAUGUUUUGUGAAGGAUUUUACCUCCAUCAGUUACUAAGCAACGCGUUUUCACCACCUAGAUCCCUAAUAUGCAUUACUGUGUUUGGAUGGGGAAUUCCUUUAUUGUCUGCCUCGUUGUACUCAUUAGUGCGAGUUAUAUAUUCCGAUGAAAAUUGCUGGUCGAUAUUUUUUCAGUAUACAGAAUGGAUAAUGUUCACACCAAAUCUUGUAUUCAUUAUGGCCAAUUUGCUAUUCCUUUGUAAUAUAGUUCGUAUUUUAUUGACACAAAUGCAGUCUCAUCCCAACGAACCAAGUAAUUUCAGACGAGCAGUUAAAGCAACCUUUGUUCUAAUACCAUUAUUUGGGGUGCAUUUGUUUGUAACAAUAUACCGGAUUCCAAUAUCAAAAACUGGUGGGAUGGAAUAUGAACGAUUUACUAUUUGUGUAGAUAAUUUACAGGGUUUUUUCGUCGCACUGAUAUUUUGCUUUUUAAACAAUGAAGUAAAUGGGAAAUUGCGCAGAACAUGGCGUCGGCAAGUAAGUGAACGGUUAACCUCACGUAAUAGACGGAUGACAUUAACAUUGAAUCAAACGUUGUCACUUCGCUCUGACAUAGAGUUCAAAUCUCCAAAGAGUUCCAGGAAAGAUGAAGAGAAAACAAAUAUUGUCAAUGGUGAUCACAAAAGGUCAAAUAACUCAGUUGUAGAUGUUUGAUUACAAGUGUGUUCAUUCACAUUCGCACUGCUUUGUUGUCAGUGGUAACACUAUCAUAUCAACAAGAUUGUUCAAAACAAAAGGUCACCAGGAAAAAAUGUUCCUCGUGGCAAACUGUCAUAAUAACUACUAGUUGUACCAGAUUUAAAAACUCAAGAAAUACAACGGUAUGGUUUACUCAGAAAAAUCAGUAUACAUUGAAAGGCGUACUAAACUAAGUAUAAGUAUUAGAUAUAAUGUAUGUAUAUGUACCUUUUCUAUAUUGUCAUCAUGAAAUAAUGUUAAUGAUCUUGAU